Meloidogyne enterolobii is the source of this 531-nucleotide messenger RNA. The record is from the annotation of a GenBank genome assembly. Lineage: Eukaryota; Metazoa; Nematoda; Chromadorea; Rhabditida; Meloidogynidae.
AUGGAUACAAGUUUCAACGAUAGUUCAAAUGUUUUUGAGAAUGAUGUCCAAUAUUUUGAGACUUUUAAUUCGAUUUUGAAGGUUGUUGAUGAACGUGAAACGGAGUUGCCUAAUUCCCGUGUAUUUUCUUUGUGGGAAAAUGUUUUUAAAUCCGAAAAUGUUCUGGAUCAAAAAAUUAAGAAGUCAGCUUCUUAUCAAGGUUUUCUUUUUUAUUAUUUUUGGUUUAUGGGGAAGGGUGAAAGUUUAGUAGAGCUCGAAAAUGUUCUUAAAUUGGAGAAAGAGUCUUUGGCUGCAGUUGAAAAUGAAUUAGCUAAAUUAAAAAUUCAAGUCGAUCAACAAUUAAAUGAAUAUAAUUUGAAGCGUGAUGAAAUUCUCGGUUUGGUUUUGAAUGAUGACGAGAAAGAAAAUAACGAAAUUUCAAUUUCUGAGCGUGAUAUUAUGGAGCCACAGGUUAAAAAUUAUUUAAAGGACCUCAAACACGCCAAAAAGAAACUUUUGAAGCAACAGAAAAUUUUUGAUAAAUUCACUUAA